Molecule: messenger RNA, 1377 nt
Organism: Linderina pennispora
Lineage: Eukaryota; Fungi; Kickxellomycota; Kickxellomycetes; Kickxellales; Kickxellaceae
Exons: 2
Coding region: 1-1377 (458 amino acids)
Source: RefSeq, a predicted model, not a curated record
AUGGCCAGGCUCGACAUGGGCGACAUGCUGCCCAAGGAGGCUAUCAGCCAGCGUAUCACCGGCGACACGCAGUUUAUGUUCCAGUUCUACAAGCCCUGCAUUCACUACUUUGAGCCGUCCUCGCUGAUAUCGACCAUGAACGAGCCACGUCUCCGCCAGUCGCUCAAAGUUGCCCUGCAAACCUGCCCGCUGCUGUUCUCGCGGUUCGUUGUACAGCCGGACCUUUCGGUAACCCUCGACUACUCUCCGACGAACCCGAACCUGCCGACGCUGGAGUUUGCACACUCCCGGCUGACAUUCCGCGAGGUGCGCAGCAACAACUUUGCAUAUGCCAUGGACACCCCCAUGCUGAUGGCGAAGGUAACGUACAUGUCCGACGGCGGCAUUGCCAUGUUCUCAAUGACCAACCACGUGGCCUUUGAUGGCAGCGCCAUGUUCCACUUCCUGGCGCACUGGGCGAAAUGCUGCCGCGCCAUCGGCACGCACACCACGGUGGCCAGGCCGGCCGAGCUCGAGCCGUAUGCAGUCUCCCUGGUGGCCCACACGGACAGGGACCCGGAGUGCGGCCCGCAGGAGAUUUCGGUGGACGCAACGCGGACGCCGCAGCAGCUCAUGUUAGCCAACACCAAGAGCGUCAGCGAGCUGCAGGCGUGCGUGUUCAGCAUUAGCCUGGCCAAUGUCCAGAGGUUGAAGAAGCAGACCGAGCAGAGCGGCGUGCUGGACAACGACGAGUGGGUGUCGAGCAAUAAUGCCGUCGCCGCAUUCGUGUGCCAGUGUGUGGCGCGCGCCAACACCGACGCCCAGGUAUAUGAAGCCCAGGACUGGACAUUCUUCCAGUCUCUGGAUAUGCGCCACCCCCUGGGCCUGCCGACCGGCGGACUCGGGUCGCCGCUCAUUCUGGCCGAAUGCAGCGUGCCGCUGGCGGCCAUAUACGAGCCCGCACAGCUGCCCGAGAUCACGCGCACUAUCCGCCAGUGCGUGAACAAGUACGACAAGACGUACUGCCAGGAGGCCAUGGACUGGAUGAACUCGUCAUACGCCUGCCUUGCCAAGACUGUUGGCGAGCCAUGGCGCCAUUUCUGGUUCACGGCACUGAACACGAAUCGCACUGCCGUCGGUGUCUCGUGCAUGAACAGGAUUCCAAUCUAUGAUGUGGAUUUCGGGGCUGGCAGACCGGUCAUGGCUAGGUCGUUCAACCCACGCCCCAACUACAUCAUUGUGUUUCCGGGCCCGCCAGCCAUGACGGCACGGUAUGCGGCGAUGCCAAUGGCGUAUGACUCGCUGCAUUUGUAUGUCACGCUGGAGAAGCCGGCGAUGGAGGCACUGCGCAGCGACAAAGAGUGGUGCCGGAUGUGCUCUGUUGUCAGCGAAUUCUGA